UUUUUCACUCUGCCUCAUUUCGUUACUGACUAACCUAACGAAGGAAGCGUCUUCAAAAACCCAAAACCCUAGACAGGGUAAAAGAAAAACCCCAAAUUCUCUCGCUCACUCUCAAAGGGUGACGCAGACGCAGACGCUAUGGAUAUGCAACAGAGCGAGUUCGAUCGCCUCUUGUUCUUCGAGCACGCUCGUAAGGCUGCAGAAGCUGAAUACGCCAAGAACCCUCUCGAUGCUGAUAACUUGACAAGAUGGGGUGGAGCUUUGUUAGAGUUAUCUCAGUUUCAGAGUUUUCCCGACUCGAAGAAGAUGACCCAAGAGGCUGUUUCGAAGCUGGAGGAGGCGCUUGUGAUAAAUCCCAAGAAGCAUGAUACACUUUGGUGCCUGGGAAAUGCCCACACUUCACAAGCAUUUUUAAUCCCAGACCUAGAGGAGGCUAAGGUUUAUUUUGAUAAGGCAGCUGAGUACUUUCAGCUAGCUGUUGAAGAGGAUCCUGAAAAUGAACUUUACAAGAAAUCAUGGGAAGUGGCUGCCAAGGCUCCCGAGCUACAUGUUGAGAUCCACAAGCAUGGAUUUGGUCAGCAGCAGCAGCAGUCAGCUGGAAUAGCUGGACCUUCCUCUUCUUCUGGUACAAAGACUCAAAAGAAAAAGAAGAGCAGUGAUCUGAAGUAUGACAUAUUUGGAUGGAUCAUUCUGGCUGUUGGCAUUGUUACAUGGGUGGGGUUUGCAAAAUCAAACCUGCCACCGCCACCGCCUCCACGAUAAGUGAAUCCAUUUGAUUUUGUUGGAUACAUUAUUGAUUAUGGGGUAUCACAUCUGAUUUGGUCAUUGCCUAUUAGUUCUUUUUUUGACAGUAGUAAUGUUUUUCAUAAUGUAACCAUUAAUAUGAAACCAUCCUGUUAGAUUUAUCUUAUUAUAACUGAGUUGAACAGCCAAAUAUGCCAGGCGUAUAUGUUGCGAGACCAAAAGCAAUACCAUCAAUUCAGUAUUGGUUGUUAUAAGAGUUACUGGCAAGUUUUCGAUUCAAACCUUCA
This is a messenger RNA of Lotus japonicus, 1031 nucleotides long. RefSeq names its product mitochondrial import receptor subunit TOM20-like. NCBI's taxonomy places the organism in Eukaryota, Viridiplantae, Streptophyta, Magnoliopsida, Fabales, Fabaceae. The record is from RefSeq and is a predicted model, not a curated record. Gene Ontology annotation, cellular component: mitochondrial outer membrane translocase complex. The coding region runs from base 139 to 762 and encodes 207 amino acids. Gene Ontology annotation, molecular function: protein binding. Gene Ontology annotation, biological process: protein insertion into mitochondrial outer membrane. The transcript is spliced from 6 exons.